CAUUAUAGUGGACCUACAGGGGAACAUGGUUGUCCAGGAGCACAGUGCAGACCAGACCUCUGCUGGACCUUACCUGGUGGAAGAACAACUCUUGGUCCAAGUCACCCAGGAGGCCCAACACCAACAGGCAGAGCUGGCAAAUAACACCAGAGUAUAUGCAGGAGGACCUCAGUAUAUAAGGGGGAAUGCAGUUGAUCCAAUUUUUAGUGACCUUCAAAGAAAAGGAGUGAACAAGAAACAGGUAAUGGAUAAGAAAGAAGAGAUUGCAGCCAAAACCAACUGCAAAGCAUUGCAGAGCCAGCCGAACUUUGAAUCGCGAUGGAAUUUCCGAGAGGUGCUGGUGAAGCCAGAGUGCCCCUUGAUUUCCCUGGGCGAAAUACCCGAGGAAGAAUUUCUGGGAGAGGAGGACAGUGAGAAUGAAGAACAAGGAAGACCGAGAAGGAAGUCAGCAAAGAAGGCAAGACUAAGAUGGAAAAACAUUCAUGAAGUAGAUGACAUUGGGAAAUUGAAAACCAAGAAGCCAAAAAGAUUGCAGAUGCAGCCAAGAGAGAAAGGAAACUGCAUGUUAGAAAAAGUUAUGCCCUCAAUGCCCAAAGAGCAGGCGCCCAGUACACUUCCCUUGUGGGCGCAGCGGCUAACCUCCGUGCGCUUGGUGGAUGACAUGUGGGUUGUAGGUGUGGCCUCCAGCAGUUCUGUCCUGCAUCAGACUCUGGAAGGUCACUCACGCAGUGUUCUGUGUGACUACAUCAAAAGCCAUCCAAGCAGCUUGGAACAGAGACACCGCACACGAGCACAGGUGAGCCGCAUAAUGUGGCAUCACCAGAGAAUUAUGUUUGAUGGCGUUCCUUUCACCAUUGUGUCCUCAGAUGAUCUGAAGUGCGCUUUUGGCAUGAACUAUAAGAUUAAGAGAAAAGGCACUGAUGCUUCAGCUGAAGGGAAAUUAGCAACCAAUAAAGUGGAGGAGGAGUUUGUUGAGGAAGAAGCUAUAGGAGGCUGUACGGAGUUGAAGGAGGCAGGGGGAGAAGGGCACCCAGGAAAAGAGCAGGUCACAAAAAUUGCAGACACAAAUAACCAGCCUAAGAAGAGGUACAAGGAUGUGACUUAAUAUCCUCUUGCACGGCCAGGAU
Penaeus vannamei (Pacific white shrimp) is the source of this 1127-nucleotide messenger RNA. NCBI's taxonomy places the organism in Eukaryota, Metazoa, Arthropoda, Malacostraca, Decapoda, Penaeidae. The record is from RefSeq and is a predicted model, not a curated record.